AACAUCCAGUUAUAUGCCUUGUAUUUAAAAUCUUUAAGUUUUUGGAACACUUGUUUUUUUAUUGGACUAAGAGGGCGCUAAGGAGGUGACGUGUUUUUAGCCGCGGAAGGGUGAAAAUGGCGAAAUCCAAAUUUGCAAAGUGCGGGAAGAUAUUGUACAGUUUCGACGUAAUAAUUGUCUAAUAGAAAAAAAGCAUUCUCCUCCGGCAAACUGUAUAUCAGAAAAAAGUAAUAUUGUAGUAAUAGUGAAUUUUGUCAUUCACCAUUUCACUUUGAAGUUUUAGUACUAAAUGACCUUUGGGUCUGUUUGUACACAGCGGUGCGUAGUGCACUGUGGGACAGCAAUGGUGGGCGCGUGAUUUUGAACAAAUUCGAGGUAUUAAGGGAACACCCAGGAAUAUAAUCAUGUCUGUAAAUAAAGGACAAAAUGCCAGAGCUUUGGUUGAGCCAUUAGCUCUUGAUUCACGUACAUUUGGUGAUAAUGAUUUGAGUGCAUUAAGUCUAUCACAUAAUAAUGAACAAUAUUCAUCCAAUGACUUUGAAGCAUUUGCAAAUAUUCAAGCUGAAUUGGAAUGUAUAAAUGCUGAAGAAGUUAUGUCAACAGAUGAGGAACAUAUAAUCAUUGGACGUAAUAUUGAGACUGAAACAAUUGUACCUGAUGUAGAAAUGACUGAAAUUUCUGAGCAAGUCGAAGAAGAGCAUAUUAUCUAUACAACAGCAAAUCAGAAUAAUCAAAAUAUUGUAUUUCAAACAAAGCCAACAUUGCAAAGGCUUCCUACAUCUACAGUGCAGGUAAAAUCAAAUGCUGGUCAAGUAACGCAAAGUCAGUCGAUUAUGAUAGUUUCUCCUGCUGGUGGUCAAGGUGCCAGUCAAAUUCUAAAAAUUUCACAUCCAUCAACAGCAUCAGCUGGUCAAUUACAGUCAUUAGCUCAAACCCUUAUAACAGCAAAAUCUGCAGAUGGUAACAUAGUUCAAUUGAGAUCAGCACAACCCAAUAAGCCUCUAAUGGCAACCAGUCACUCUGGAAGUAUUACGUUAGGGAAUGUGCAUAAUUCAAAAACAGCCCAGUCAGCUAUAAAACGAACUGCACAGAGCACUUCUCAAAAUCGAAAUGUAUAUACAAAAAUGAUAUUAGCUGGAAAUCAAGCACAAUCAGGACAAGUCCUUAUAACUAAUUCUCAAAAUGAAAAUCAACAAGCAAUAAAAUUUUUAAAUAACAAUACAUCAAGUCAAGAAGUUACAAAUCCGACUAAAACUAUAACAUUGGCACAAGCACAACAAAUGGGACUACUUUCUACUAGUAAAGUUCAACAUAUUUUACCUUCAACACCUCAAAAGCAAGGAAUAAUUGUAAAUAAAUUAGUGCAGUCAUCAAGUUCUCAGCCUUCUAAAAUGACUAUAGUUUCAAGUAAUACAAUCAAAUCGCCUACCAAGAUAUUACCAGCACCAGUUAUAAAUACACAAGUUAAAACUUCGUCAUUUUCGAAUCAGCAGUCAACAUUUUCAUGUAAUAAAUCAUCUGUGCAACAAAGUCCACAAAAAGUAAUUAUAAGACAGAGCUCUUUAAAACCUGGAACUGUUCUUGGAAGUGGGCAAGUUAUUAGAAUACCAGCUAGCCAGAACAUUGUUACUGGAUCUAAUCAAGUACAUCAAAUACAAAUGCCUGGAAGACAAGUGCAAUAUGUGAGAUUAGUUAGUACACCAUCAUCUGGAACUACAAAUGUUGUUACUGUGGGUAAAACAAAGUCGCAAACAACAUUGCAAACUGUUGGGGUUGGUCAGAAAAUAGGAGGACAACAGAUUGUCAAAGUAGUUCCAUUGAAUACUAGCAAUCAGUCAUUAAGAACUGUUGCACCUAAGGCUACAUUAUCAGGAAGUGGUCAAAGAUUAUUAAUUCCUGCAACUGCAACAGUAGGUAAUCAAUCGAAAAAUGCAGUUGCUAUUCCAGCAUCUGCUUUGAGUCAAUUAGCAUCUGGACAAGCUGUUAUUUCAACGAAUUCAAAUGUGGGAAAUAUUGUGGUUUUACCAGCUCAAUACAUCCAACAGUCCACAGAUGAGGUGAAAAUUAAACCCCAACCAAUUGCACCUAGUUUGUUGGGCACUUCGCAAAAUUUACAGAGUUCAGCAGGAAGUUUAUCUGUAGGAUCCAUUCUAGAAGGUAGAAGUUCUCAAAGAUCAUACACUAGUGUUGAACCAAAUGGUAUUAGGCCAAGAAAACCGUGUAACUGUACGAAAUCACAAUGUUUGAAAUUAUAUUGUGAUUGUUUUGCGAACGGAGAGUUUUGUCAUAUGUGUAAUUGUAAUAAUUGUUCUAAUAAUCUUGGAAAUGAAGAAGAGCGACAACGUGCUAUUAAGUCUUGUUUGGAACGUAAUCCAAAUGCUUUUCGUCCAAAAAUUGGUAAAGGUCGUGAAACUGGUGAUGAUAUACGUAGACAUAACAAAGGUUGCAAUUGUAAACGAAGUGGAUGUUUGAAGAAUUAUUGCGAGUGUUAUGAGGCUAAGAUUCCGUGCUCUGCUAAUUGUAAAUGUAUAGGAUGCCGUAAUGUAGAAGAACCAAAUUUAGAAAAGAAAUCUUUGAAAGAUCUAGCAGAAGCGGCUGAAGUAAGAACAGCGCAACUUACUCUAAAUAAAGCGAAACUGCAGAUAUCAGAAAUGGCUUUUAGGCCUCCAGCUACAUCAAAUACUGGUGCAAGACAACCAUUCAACUUUUUGACUGAUAAAGUUGUAGAAAUAACUUGUCAGUGUUUAAUGGCACAAGCUGAUGAAGCAGAACGUAACAUGUUCGAUGACGAAACAUCACAAAGACUUAUAAUAGAAGAAUUUGGUCGUUGUCUUAAAGAAAUUAUAGAAUCAGCGCAUAAAGCUGAAGCUACCUAGCAGGUACAUUUUAAGAAAAAGAUUAAUGUCGAAAACUUUCGAUUUUCGCGGACCUAUAACGAAUUUGUAAAAUUGGCAACUUGAAUUAUUAGUAUCUUUAAUCUAAAUUUGUCUUAAUUACAAGAUAAAGUGUUACAUGCCAAAGAUAACAGAAUAUAUUAGAACAUAAUAUAUUCAACCGAUUUCUUAAUUUUUUUUAUUGAUAAAUGAAUAUAAAAAUAACUAUACAUACGUACUCUUCAUGAAAAUUUAAUUUUUUAAACAUUACAUAUGAUUAAAUAUAGUUUAUAGUUACUCAUUUGUUUCUAUUUUAGAAAAAGUUUGAAUUUUUUAAAAAAUAAGUUUAAAAAUAAUACGGUUGAAUAUAUUAUGAUAUUAAGAUUUGUAACACGAAUAUCUAACUACAGAUAUAAAACGUAUUUAUGUUUCUAAAUCUUUCAGUUGUAAUUCAAAAAUAUUGAGAUUUCUUUUCAGAUUACAAAAUCGAGGUAAGAAGAACAUAACUUGAUCUAUUUAUUCAAUGAUAUUGCAUAUAAUCUUGUUCUACGUCUUGUAUCUAAAUUUAAUUUUCUAAGUUAUUUAUACUUUCUUUAUUCAACUGAAUAUCUGUGUCCAAUUAUCCAUGCAACCAAUCAUGAGGAAGUUUCAUAAAAUACCAAGAAUAUUGUUUUUUUUCUAGUAGGCAAUGGAUAGUGAACAUAAAAUUGGAUUUAAUAACUUCGUGAACAAAAUGAUCAAGUUACUUUAGAUCAUUUUUUUUAUAUUGCAUGCGUUUAAUAUCGUAAUACUAAGCUUUAUGAAUAAGAUUUUCAACGGUAGGCAAAUAUUUCAUUGUUAAUUUUAUAAGUACUAAAAGUGUAAGAAGGAAACCUUAAAAUAUUUGGAUUAGAAAUAUCCACUAUUACUACUAAUAAAACGAUGUGAAAAAUAUAUAUUAUUCUUAAAAACAAGUUACUUAAAUCGUUUGUAAAAUUCAAUUUUUCUUCGGUCGUUAAUAUUGAUAGGGCUCUUUUUUUUUUUUAAGAAGUUGGGAAAUGGUUUUCUUUUAUUGUGUUAUAUACGUUUCAACGAUCUUUCUAAAGAAAAAAAAAAGAAAAAAAAAUUUCAUUAGAAUUUUCACGUAAACACAUUUCAUAUACUUUUUUUACAAGUCUAUAAUAUGAUAUAUAAUAUCACAAAAUUACUAUAAUAUUAAAGUUUUUUUGCUACAUGUUGCAAUAAAUUACAUUUAUUCUUUUAAUUUAAUUACGAUUAUGUACUUUUAAUGUUACACAUUCAAUUCUCAAUACCAAGCAUUGUUUAAACAACUAGUGGUAUGGCAAAUGGGAUUGAGGUGAAUGAAGUAUCAAUAAUAUAGUUGUAUAAUGUAAUAGUUUAAGAUUUAAACAGCACAGAUGCAUACCUUUCAUUAUGCACGGAAUUAAUCAUCACUGCAGUAGUAAGAUUAUCUGUCUGCCAUUAGGAGUGAUAAAAACAUAAGUUUUAUGUAGGACAUUAACAUAAAAUAUAGUGAAUUGAUAUAUUAUACAUAGUACAGUAUAAGGACAAAUGUAAUAUAGAUACAAAUAUAAAUAUAUAUAUUAUAUAUUCGUAAAAUUCGUACUUCAAAUUGUACAGAUUAUUGACACAUAUUGUAAUAAUGAGAAAAAAAUUAUGCGAAUAGAACAUAUAAUUUUAUGGUAUUAUAACAACUUUAAAUAUUUAAACAAAAUUAUGAUACUAACAAAAAAUAAUUGUAUGUUUCUACUUGUUACAUGUCAUUUGUAUAACAAGUCAGAUAUAAAAAAUAUGAAAUUAAUAAUAUUAAAAGGUUUGUAAGCUAUAUCUAUGUAGAUGUAUAAGAAUCGACUAUGUACAGAUAAUAUUCAUAUAUCUAAACAUAUUUUCAUGAUUUGUGCUCUGUACAUAGAAAAAAUCUGAUAUCAUAAAACUUUAACAAAUAAUUUAUUUUUUUAAUUUAGAAAAAUUUAUUUAAAUGAGUACAUAAUUUUACAAUUUCAUUGUACAACUAAUAUAUAAAAAGUACUGAUUUAUAAAUCUAAUAAUGGUGUAAAUAGGGAAUAUAUCAAUUGUAAUAAAAUUCAUUAUGUUUUGGUUGAUAUCAGAUUUUUCAGCGUAGUAGUUUAGAUAACAUUAAAAUAUAUGUACGGAAAAUAUGUAUAUGUAUAUACAUGUCAAAUACAUGUAUCUUUCAAUAAA
Osmia bicornis bicornis is the source of this 5075-nucleotide messenger RNA. Its product is annotated as protein lin-54 homolog. Gene Ontology annotation, biological process: regulation of DNA-templated transcription. The transcript is spliced from 12 exons. NCBI's taxonomy places the organism in Eukaryota, Metazoa, Arthropoda, Insecta, Hymenoptera, Megachilidae. Gene Ontology annotation, cellular component: nucleus. The record is from RefSeq and is a predicted model, not a curated record. The coding region runs from base 405 to 2876 and encodes 823 amino acids.